AUGCCGCCUAGUACCGCCAGACCCGACCAACCUCUCAGCCCCAGACGUGAUGAUGGCUGUCAAGAAGAGGACAUUGUCUCCAUGGCAGACUCCACCAUCACCAUAGAUGACAUCGAGGGAGAGCUUUUCAAGAUUGACAGGAUUCGAGAUGUGCUGGUCAGAAGAGAGUCAGAACUCAGAUACAUGAUGGAUGACAUUCAGCUGUGUAAGGAAAUCACUCGCCUCAAGACGGAGCUCCAGAAACUAGUGUCCGUACCAGACAAUGACAAGUCCAAUGAGGACAGACAGAAAGAGGAGGAUCUUCUCCAGCAGAUUCACAAGCUGGUGGAGACCAGAGAUUUCCUUGUUGACGAUGUGGAGUUUGAGAGGCUAAGGGAAAGGGAGGAGGACAAAGAAAUGGCUGAUUUCCUCCAGUCUAGGUUCCCCAGAAACUCCAAGAAGAAAGGUCAGAUUCCAGCCAGACGGCUAAAGUCCAGGGCCCAGCAGACCUCGUCCCCCUUCACCAAGACAGGCCUGUCCCUGCUGAAGGAGUGCUGUGGCUUCACCUGCGCCAUCAUGUAGGCCGGGCCCUCAGGGGCUCUACCAUGGAGCCAAAAUAGAGCCCUGUUACAUCACAGCUUCAGUUUUCCAACCCGAGUAACACUUGAAGUACGGACAGACAACGAGCCAGUGGAGAAUGUUCAAGGAUAUUUUGGGGAUGUCGCCAGGAUGAGAUUGAUGGUGUUUUAUCUCCCAGUCUAUGUUACAUCCCGUCUGGGCUGUGUGUUUCUCUCUCUCUCUC
Salmo salar (Atlantic salmon) is the source of this 781-nucleotide messenger RNA. The record is from RefSeq and is a predicted model, not a curated record. Lineage: Eukaryota; Metazoa; Chordata; Actinopteri; Salmoniformes; Salmonidae.